AUGUCCUGGAUCCUUGUCCUGCUGGCACUUCUGGCACACUGCAUAGGUGGUGGCUCCCAGCCGGUGCUGAACCAGCCACCAUCCAUGUCCUCGUCACUUGGAACCACAAUCCACCUGCCUUGCACCUUGAGCAGGGACCACGACGUCAGCAUUUACAACAUCUUCUGGUACCAGCAGAAGCCCGGCCAGCCUCCCAGAUUCUUGCUGAGAUAUUUCUCCCACUUGGACAACCACCAGGGCUUUAAGAUCUCCCCUCGCUUCUCUGGAUCCAAAGAUGUGGCCAAGAACACCGGGUAUUUGAGCAUCUCGCAGCUGCAGCCUGAGGAUGAGGCUACAUAUUUCUGUGCUGCCUGGCCUUCCUCCUUGUCAAGGAGGUGGGUGGGGGGUGGGGGAAUCCAGCUCACCGUCCUAGGUCAGCCCAAGGCCUCCCCCUUGGUCACGCUCUUCCUGCCACUUUCGGGGGAGCUCGGCGCCGACAAGGCCACCCUGGUGUGCCUCAUCAGCGACUUCUACCCCAGCGGCGUGACGGUGGCCUGGAAGGCAGACGGCAGCCCCGUCACCCAGGGCGUGGAGACCACCAAGCCCUCCAAGCAGAGCAACAACAAGUACGCGGCCAGCAGCUACCUGAGCCUGACGCCUGACAAGUGGAAAUCCCACAGCAGCUUCAGCUGCCUGGUCACGCACGAGGGGAGCACCGUGGAGAAGAAGGUGGCCCCCGCAGAGUGCUCUUAGGUUCCCCAUGCCCCCCACCCACCUAAGGGGGCCUGGAGCCUCAGGACCUCCAGGAGGAUCUUGCCUCCCAUCUGGGUCAUCCCGCCCUUCU
This is a messenger RNA of Nyctereutes procyonoides (raccoon dog), 823 nucleotides long. Its product is annotated as immunoglobulin omega chain-like. The transcript has 6 exons. Bases 1 to 732 code for a protein of 243 amino acids. The record is from RefSeq and is a predicted model, not a curated record. NCBI's taxonomy places the organism in Eukaryota, Metazoa, Chordata, Mammalia, Carnivora, Canidae. Gene Ontology annotation, biological process: positive regulation of T cell activation; peptide antigen assembly with MHC class II protein complex; antigen processing and presentation of exogenous peptide antigen via MHC class II. Gene Ontology annotation, cellular component: MHC class II protein complex. Gene Ontology annotation, molecular function: MHC class II protein complex binding.